GAGAGAGAGAGUUUCAGAGAGAGAAGGGGAGGUUGGUUUUUUCUUUGUUGUUGGUUGCUACACAGAUCCCAAGCAAAGCUGAGGGAUGUAGAAGAGAAUGUUAUCCAUCCAAGCAUUUCAUUUCUAUCCUUUUUUCUUUAAUUUUUUUGUUGCAUAUAUGUUGUAUGUGUGUGUAGUGUUAAAUGUGUGUGGGUCAAGGGCAAGAGAGUAAUAAGCUGCAGCUCAUUCCUUUUGCUUACUUUAAAGCCAAGCUCAAACUCAAAACCUCACCCCCUCACUUCUCCACUUCACUUCUUCUUCCUCCUCCUCUUCCACUCCUCGGAUCAAUCCACCAUUCUUCUUGAUCGAUCGAUCCAUCCAUCCAUAGCUCCAAUCCAAUCGCGGCAAUGGCGGGAGUUGCCUCUGCAGUGAUUGGUUGAUCGAUCUGUCGCAGCCCACCGCCAUUGACACUGACACGAUCGAUCUCCAGCUCGUUUGUUUCUUGAUUUGAUUAGCCUCAGUUUGUUUGCACGAUGACGAACAGCAACAAUGGCAAUGGCGGCACGAACGCGGCGGCGAGUGGAUGGCUGGGCUUCUCGCUGUCGCCUCACAUGGCCUCCUCCACCAUGGACGAACACCACCACGUGCACCACCACCAACAGCAACAGCAGCAGCAGCAGCAGCAGCAGCAUCACCAGCAGCAGCAACAUGGUUUGUUCUUCCCUUCGGUGACCACCGCCGCCGCCGCCGCCGCGUAUGGGCUCGCCGGCGACGUCGUGGCCGCCACCAAUGGGUACUACUCCCAGCUCGCCUCCAUGCCGCUCAAGUCCGACGGCUCGCUCUGCAUCAUGGAGGCUCUCCGGAGAACCGAUCAAGAUCAUCACGGGCCCAAGCUUGAGGACUUCCUCGGCGCGGCGCAGCCGGCGAUGGCGCUGAGCCUGGACAACACCUCCAGCUUCUACUACGGCGGAGGCGGCGCCGCCGCCGCCGGGCACGGCCAACACGGCUACCUCCAGGCGUGCGACCUGUACGGCGGCCCGGCCGCGCCGUCGCUCGUGACCGCCGCCGACGAGGAGGCGGCCGCGGCCGCGGCCGCCAUGGCGAGCUGGGUGGCCGCGCGCGGCGCCGCCACCGCGUACGCCACGGGCGCCGCCGACGCGAACGCCGCCGAGAACGUCCUCCCCUCCGCCACCGCCGCGCAGCACCUGCACCACCCGCUCGCCCUGUCCAUGAGCUCCGGCUCCCUCUCCAGCUGCAUCACCGCCGGCGAGUACGGCAUGGCGGCCGUGGCAGCCGCCGACGGUGGCCGCAAGCGCGGCGGCGCCGGCGGCGGCGGGCAGAAGCAGCCGGUGCACCACCGCAAGUCCAUCGACACGUUCGGUCAGAGGACGUCGCAGUACAGAGGCGUCACCAGCAGGCAUAGGUGGACUGGGCGAUAUGAGGCGCACCUGUGGGACAACAGCUGCAAGAAGGAAGGCCAGACCAGGAAAGGGAGGCAAGUUUAUCUCGGUGGGUAUGACAUGGAGGAGAAAGCGGCGAGAGCGUAUGACCUGGCGGCGCUCAAGUAUUGGGGCCCUUCCACACACAUCAACUUCCCGCUGGAGGACUACCAGGAGGAGCUGGAGGAGAUGAAGAACAUGACAAGGCAGGAGUAUGUGGCUCACUUAAGGAGGAAAAGUAGCGGUUUCUCACGGGGAGCUUCCAUGUACCGUGGUGUCACAAGGCAUCAUCAGCACGGACGGUGGCAGGCACGCAUCGGCCGAGUCUCCGGCAACAAGGACCUCUACCUCGGCACUUUCAGCACGCAGGAGGAGGCGGCGGAGGCGUACGACGUGGCGGCGAUCAAGUUCCGGGGGCUCAACGCCGUCACCAACUUCGACAUCACCCGCUACGACGUCGACAAGAUCAUGGCCAGCAACACCCUCCUCCCCGCCGACCUCGCCCGCCGCAACGCCGCCACCACCACCUCCAAGGACGACCACUCCGCCGCCGGCGCCGGCGCCAUUGUCUCGGUGCACUCCGCCGCCGACAUCGCCGUCGCCGACACCCUCUGGAAGGCCACCACUGCCCCGAGGCAGCAGCAGCAGCACCACGACGACGUCGUGCUGUCCGGCGCCGACCAGGCCGCAUUCUCCGUCCUCCACGACCUCGUCGCCGUCGACGCCGCGGCGGCGCACCAGCAGCAGCAGCAGCAGCAGCACAUGUCCAUGUCGGCGGCGUCGUCGCUGGUGACGAGCCUGAGCAACUCGCGCGAGGGGAGCCCCGACCGCGGCGGCGGCCUCUCCAUGCUCUUCGCCAAGCCGUCGCCCGCCGUGGCGGCGUCGGCGCAGCAGCAGGCGUCGACCAAGCUCAUGGCGGCGCCGCUGCCGCUCGGCUCCUGGGUCUCCUCGCCGCCGGCGUCUGCCAGGCCGCCCGCCGUCUCCAUCGCCCACAUGCCCCUCUUCGCCGCCUGGACCGACGCCUAAUCACCCUCGCCGCCAUGGCUCACCGGAGUAGUAAUUAGCUAGCUAUAGCUAGAGCUAGGCAACGACGACGACGACACUAGCUUAAUUAGCUCGUGUUUAGUUGGUUAAUUUAGGGUUCUUGGUUGCUCGGCGACAUGAUUAGCUAAGCUAGCGAUGUAGUAGUAGCACUAGCAGCUAGUUGGAGUAUUAAUUAGUAUCACUCAAGGCGAGGAAACCGACGCACGCCAUGGCCGCGGCCUCUCCCCCACCUUUCCUUCUUCUCCGGCGACGGCCGGCCGCCAUGUAUCAGAGAGCUCGAUCGGCGCCGGAGAAGAAGGGUUUUUGUAACACGGAGGCCGGAGAUCUAUCGAGGCGGUGCUUCUCCUCCAAAAUCCAAAACUAUAUAUCUUAUAUUAAUUAA
Messenger RNA from Oryza sativa Japonica Group (Japanese rice), 2844 nucleotides. Its product is annotated as AP2-like ethylene-responsive transcription factor CRL5. Gene Ontology annotation, biological process: regulation of DNA-templated transcription. The record is from RefSeq and is a predicted model, not a curated record. Gene Ontology annotation, molecular function: DNA binding; DNA-binding transcription factor activity. Lineage: Eukaryota; Viridiplantae; Streptophyta; Magnoliopsida; Poales; Poaceae.